CCAUAUGUCCUGCCUGAUCUAUAAAUACCACCUUUAGCUUUACCACAUAUCAUCGCAUACAACAAAUAUAUUUGUCUUCUGAAAAUAUUUGUCAUUUCCAAACACCAAACUUGACAUGGCUGCUUUGAUUCAUGAAGAUGAAGUUGUUACCGCAAUCUCUCCUGAAAAGAUGUUUAAGGUCUUCGUUCUCGAGGAUUCUGUAAUUAUCCCUAAAAUUAUUCCUGUCAUUAAGAGUAUUGAGAUUAUUGAAGGAUAUUUGAAGAAAUGAGGCCCUGGAACUAUUAAGAAGACUCCCUUUGUAGAAGGUAGUGAAGUUAAGUAUGUGAAAAAUAGAAUUGACGCAAUAGAUAAAGAUAAUUCCAUAUAUAACUAUACUACAUUUAAAGGCGCACUAUGGAGCGAUACAAUAGAAAAAGUCUCUUAUGAAAUAAAACUAGUGUCUGCUCCAAACGGAGGAUCCAUCGUCAAGAGCAUAGGCAAAUACUAUGCAAAAGGCGACGCUAAGAUUGAUGAAGAAGUAAUCAAGGCUGGGGAACAACAAAUAUUAGCAAUGUUCAAAGUUAUUGAAACAUACCUCUUGGCAAAUCCUGAUGCCUAUUAAUUUAAUUGUGUACCCACUUUGAUGGGUGCAAUUAAUAAACCUAUUGUGCUUUUUUUAUUAUUAUUAUUUCUUUACGUUCUGUUUGGACCAAGACUAUAUAUAUAGUUUUUUGGUCUCUCUCGUAAUAAAAGUUGAAUGGGUGUAAUUCGCAUGAAUUCAUAAUAAAUAAAAUAUGAACCAUUGGAUUUUUCUUUCUAA
Jatropha curcas is the source of this 799-nucleotide messenger RNA. RefSeq names its product major allergen Pru ar 1-like. Gene Ontology annotation, cellular component: nucleus; cytoplasm. Gene Ontology annotation, biological process: defense response; abscisic acid-activated signaling pathway. Gene Ontology annotation, molecular function: signaling receptor activity; protein phosphatase inhibitor activity; abscisic acid binding. NCBI's taxonomy places the organism in Eukaryota, Viridiplantae, Streptophyta, Magnoliopsida, Malpighiales, Euphorbiaceae. The record is from RefSeq and is a predicted model, not a curated record.